AUGUCUGGGGCAAUGGACCUUUUACCUCCAGAAGCGAAGAAUAGCAAACGGGAAAGCGAAUUCAAGAUCUACAUCAGCAAAGGCGAGCUGGAACGAAUUCACGAGUGGGUAAAAGCGAAACCUGAUAUCCAAACAGGUUAAUGUUGUUUACAUGUUUAUUGCAACGUAAAUAAAUAAAAUACAGUAAAUAUCCGAACCAUCAUCUUCUCAAUGAAAGGCUGCAAUGGUUCUUAAAUAACGUUUCCUUCGCAUGAGAUAAUACAGAGUCGUAUCUAGGUCUGCAAACAAGCUGUUAUACAAGUCUGUUCAAAAGCUGUUGUCAAGUUGUGUUCGCAUUGCUUGUUCCCAGUUGUUGUAACAAGUUUGGAACAAGCUGUUAACAACUUGUAACAAGCUUGAUGGCAUUAUCAGAUUUGUUACAAGGUUGUUCUAACAAGUCUGAUACAGUCAUGAUAUAACAAGAAUGUUACAAGUUUGGAGACACAAAGUUGUAACAACAAUAUCAUGACUGCAUGUAUCUGACUUGUUGGAACAACCUUGCAACAAGUCUGAUAUAUCAACAAGGUUGCUACAACUGUUAACAAGUUGUUUCAUACUUGUUGACAACUUGGGACAAGCAGUGCGAACACAACUUGUUGACGGCUUGUCGGCAGACUUGCUACAAGAUCGAAGAUUUUUGCGUGUGUAGUUGGGCAAGCGUAGGCAAGCUUAUAAGCAGCUAGUUCGUCUUGACAUACAGUAAGAUGCUCUGUCUGUUUGCCGCAUUAUACAACAUGCAAGGAGUAACAAAUCAACUAUCUUUUCUUCGCCCAAGUCCGUCCAGACAGAUCAGCUGUCGCUAGGAUAGGUCUAUUCACGAAAUAAUAUCUGAAUAUAAUUUUAAGGUGGUGAUCUGUUCGGCUUAUGGCUCGACGAGAGUACAGCUGUGGUCCAAUUUGUUCUCGGGCCUGGCAAAGAUUGUCGCAGGACAACAACAUCGUUCUUUCAAGAUAUUUCUUAUCUGGAACAUGCCGGAAGCUAUUUUACAAAACAACACGGACUUUGCAACAUUGGUCAAUGGCAUAGUCAUCACAAAAUACCGUUGUUUGAACCGAGUGCUGGUGAUUACAAUAUUGUGUGGAGUAACAUGCCUACAUUAGGUAUUUAACUAUGUAUUUGUUUUGCGAUAUAGUGAAGUAUAAAUAUAUCUUUUGGACAAUUUUUAAUACUUUCGCUUCAGUCUCUCUGACCGAGGUUUGUUUCCUGCGAUAAACAAUUGUCUGAGAGUCGAAUGCUUCUAGUUUGACUCUGUGAAGGGAGAACAAUUUAGAACGUUUCAGUGUAAAUAAAGUUAGUUUAGUUCAGGUUUCUUCCUGUAUACUAACAUUGGACAAAUACAGGUAUCAAGGAAUGGCCCUAACUUGGCUUCCAAAGAAAAGAGUUAAAAUUAAGCUCUUAAUUCUUACAGGUUUGGAGAGAUUUAUUGUAUUUAUCGCAAAUAUAAAAGACUCUGAGGUCACAGUGAAUGGCUUUCUGUUCGAGAUUAAAAAUGGUCAAAAGCUUCCACUUAAGAAAGGCUGCAUUGACGAACUUCAAGGAGAAAGCCCCUUGCGUUUGAAUAAUGCUGUGAUGGAAAUCGUUAGGAUUGGAGCUGAGAGCUUGAACGAGAAAGAUCAAGUGCCUAGGCCUAUAGAAGGAAACUCUGGUCAAAGUGGAACUGAAAGCACAGAGAUAGCCGAUGAAGGAAUCCCUGGAGAGAAUGGAAUGUGUGGUACUCUUAGUAUUGAGGACAGAGAUAAGACAGUUUCUGCUAGUACGAGUGCCUCCGAAAGCAAGGAGAUAGUUGAUAACAGUGGAAGAGAGAACAGCAACAACGCUAUCAACAACGACAACAGCAACAACAAAGACAACAUCAGCCGCCAAAACAACAACAAGGACAACAAUGUCGAUAACAAUAAUGAUAUCAAAAUCAAUGGCGGCAACAACGACAACAAAAACAUCAGCAGCAAUAACCACCACAACAAGAACAGUAACAACAACAACAACAACAACAACAACAACAACAACAACAACAACAACAACAACAACAACAACAACAACAACAACACAGACAACGACAACAACAGCAGCAGCAACACUACGAACAACAACAAUAGCAAACAAAACAACAGUAACAACACCACUCCUACCACCAACAUCACCACCACCACCAACAACGAAAGUAAAGCAGGACAGGAACAAGAAAAAACAGGCACACAAACCAAAUUACCCGAAACUUCAGCUACGAGCGGUGGGACUGCUUCUAAACUACCUUCUUCCUCGCUAUUAGGAUUGAAUGACAUGUUGCAAACCCCAUCCAACAAGAAACACCCAAACGAGCCCCAACAACAAGUUACAACCGAGCAACAACCUAACAGAGCAGGUGUUACCCCCUCAGAUGAGUCCGCUCCGCUGAACGAUAAGGGAACACAAGAAACGGAACCAGGACAUGAUAAGUCAGUACUACAUCGUAGCAGCAGCAGCAACACCACAAACAACAACAAUAUCAAACACAACAACAGUAACAACACCACUCCCACCACCGCUAACAAUAACAACAACAGCAGCAACAACAUCAUCACGAACAACAAUACCAAACAAAACAACAGUAACAACCCCACUCCCAUCACUGUAAACAACAACAACAACAGCGACAACAAUAACACUACCACCAUAGACAAGAACAACACCAACAAUAGCAAUAACACAGACAACAACAACAACAACAACAACAACAACAACAACAACAACAACAACAACAACAACAACAACAACAACAGCAAUAACAACAUCAAUAACAAUAAAAACAACAACACAGACAACAACAACAGCAACGACAACAACGAAAGUAAAACAGGACAGGAAGAGGAAAAAGCAGGCUCAGGAACCAAAUUACAAGGAACGCCAGUUGAGGGCGGUGGGACUGUUUUUAAACUACUUGGAAGUUCUUCCUCGCUUUCAUCAACGAGAGAUUUGAAAAGUACAUGUAAUUCAAGUAAAAAUAAAUUGCAAACCCCAUCCAACGAGGAACACUCAAACGAGCCCCAACAACAAGUUACAAUCGAGCAACAACCUAACAGAGCAAGUUUAACAAGAACCAAAUUAUCCGUAACUCCAGUUGAGGGCGGUGGAACUGCUUUUGAAAUACCUGCACAACAUCAUAACAGAGGAAGUCACUAUGAUAAUUUUAGCCCCUCAGUUGAGCCCGCUCCACGUGAUAAGGAAAGAGGAGAAACAGAACUAGGACAUGACAAUCAGGAGUAAAAAAACAGCCUGAAUCGCAAAAGGAAAAUUCGAUGGUAAAUGUGAGCAGUGAAAAGGAUAAUCCAUCUGAUCAGGAGGAUGGUGACAGGCAUUUGUCUGGUAGUGUACAGAAGGGGCGUCGAAUGUGUUACUCCUUCAGUUCUUAGUUAUUUAAAAUGUUCACUUAAAUCUAAUGCUGGUUUUAAAAUUUUAAUACGCAUUGAUGAAACAAAGUAUAAACGAUUUUAUCAAAGACAGCUUAAUUGCGACGGUGCAAAAAAUGCAAUAAUGAGUGAAUUAAUAAUAAUACAUAAAUUUUCAGAUGCGCUAAAUAUGUGAAAAAUGUUCAGAUGCACUUUAAAUGAUAGUGAAAUUGGGCUCUUGGCCUAGACAAGAGUUAUAUAAUCCCAUGCAUAUAAUUACUAUUUUGAAUGAAAUGAGAGUCUGUAUCAUAGAGGAUUCUGUAGAAUUAGUAUAACACAAUAACGUGUUAUUGGUAUGAUAUUUAUUGGGACCUGAUCAAUUGCCACAGAAUGCUGUAUAUAUUAGAGCAGUGUCAGUAAAAGAGAGUUGUCAAUCAG
Molecule: messenger RNA, 3842 nt
Organism: Paramuricea clavata
Lineage: Eukaryota; Metazoa; Cnidaria; Anthozoa; Malacalcyonacea; Plexauridae
Source: the annotation of a GenBank genome assembly